Messenger RNA from Hyalella azteca, 2936 nucleotides. RefSeq names its product neurochondrin homolog (gene Neurochondrin). Lineage: Eukaryota; Metazoa; Arthropoda; Malacostraca; Amphipoda; Hyalellidae. Gene Ontology annotation, cellular component: dendrite; extrinsic component of endoplasmic reticulum membrane. Bases 272 to 2653 code for a protein of 793 amino acids. Gene Ontology annotation, biological process: neuron projection development; regulation of neuronal synaptic plasticity; vacuolar proton-transporting V-type ATPase complex assembly. The record is from RefSeq and is a predicted model, not a curated record. The transcript is spliced from 2 exons.
UAAUGCGUGCAAAUUGUGUCAUGCCCUUUACUUUACUUUAGCUUGAUAGCAUCUACUAUGAUCUAGCUUAGUCUCAGUCCCGUUGGGCGUUGGCCUUUAGGCUUUCGGAAAUUUGUAUUUUGUUUACUUUGUUAACAGAAUCAUAACAUUAACACGAGUCGCAAGCGACGUCUAUCAUUCUAUGACUCGCCAGUCGCCAGCAAAUUUUUAACACAUUUGGAAACUUGAUUUUGCAGUGUGCACCAAGCUGGUGUAAAUUUGAAGAGUGAAAAUGGAUUCUGAAGACCACUCCAUAUCCAACAGUGGAGGUAAUGUAAAAAACUCUCAGUUUAAUGCUGAAGUAGAACACAGUUCAGAAAAACAAAAAUCUGAAACUGGUUCAGUGGUUGACUCCACUAAAAUUUUACAUGAUUCUGUAAUGGAUAUUGCUGAUGAAUUCAACUCCUGUGAAGUUUCAUCCAAGGCUAGCACUGGCAACAGUUCAACUGAAAAUCCUGAACAAGAUUCAAUGCCUAAAGUUAGUAAGGCCGUGCGGCAAUGCAUCCAUGCUCUGCAAGAGGCGCCUGACACCACCCACAAGUUUGCUGCUCUCAUGAUGGUCACAAAGCUGAUCAGAGCUGAGGUUUUGGAUGACAGAAUUAAACUGAAGCUUUUUGAUGCUAUUGGAACAGAAUUUCUCACCAACCUCAUUAGAGAAAAUAUAGGACCUGAUGGUCACCCUGAUCCUAUAUUCAAAUCAAUUGCCUUAUCUAUUUUGUCAUUUUUUGUUACAACAGGGCACAGAAAAAGUUUUUUUGUGUCACUGAUUCCUGAUCUUUUGGAUAUCAUAUCAGAGUCAGAAUUGCAUGCUGAUGACCUUUCACUCAUACAGGAUGCUUUUAAAUGCAUUGAUGGGAUAGUUGCCCACAAGUCCGGCAGGAAAGCAUUCAUUAGUCAUGAUGGCCUUGAUAGCUUGAUAGACGUUUACCGACUUGAAAAUUUCUGUCAGGGGCAUGCCAUGCGAACUCUUAUGCUUAUCAUGGCAGAGGAAGGAACUAAUACAUGGUUGCAACACCACGCAAGCUUUACUAAAAUCAUGACGCACGUUGCGCACGAGUUUGCGAUGAAUAACUGCGAACGUAAGUUCGAGCUGUGCUCGCUACUGGUCGAGCUGCUUCACAGUAUGAAUGACACCCAUGAAGAAGAUAGUGGCUACGAGUGGCAGAAGCAAGUGCAUCAAGGAUUGUGUGACAUAAUUCUUAGUAAGCUUGGGAAGGAACAACGCUUCCAAGGCUUGCAUUUGGCAGCUGCUGCGCUGGAUGAACUUGGUCCGACGUGGGUCAUUUCUGGAGGAGAAAAAGGCCAACAUUUGAUGCUUGUUAUGGUGCAUCUGGCUUGUGUGGAAGUGCGCAUGAGCCUUGAAGACGAAUCGUUUGAGAAGACCGUGGCUUUCGCUCCUCAGACCACAUCUUGUUAUCUCAUUCUAGAAAAUGCCAUUAAAUUUUUAGUGAAUGGGGCCAUGGAAUUGGAAGGGAAGCAAAAACAACAACUCUACGCUGCUUUGAAAGGGGCUUUUAAUGCCGUGCUGUCCUUCCUAAAAAGCGUCACAGAAGAAAAAGUUCAUACGAGUUCUGCGUCUACUCAAAUGUUCAUAAGCGCAACAAUUCGUGUCCUUGGCGCAUGGUUAGCCGAAGAAACAACUGCCAACAAAAGCGAAGUGUAUGAAAUAUUGCCGCUGGUCAUUAGUUUAUCAAAGUAUAACUUUUAUUUCAAUAAGGAAGCUGGAAACAACGUACGUAGGAAGACCAAGUCGAGCGAACGCGACGAAGUGGCCGAUUUGCCUGAUUUAUUGAGAUUUUUAUUGCCAGGACUCUGUCAUUUGACAGCUGAGGAUGAACCAAGGAGCAUUUUACUAAAUUUUGGCAUCGAAAAGUUACUUUUGGACUACCUAACUUUUCAUUAUGAAACUAUUCGUCCCUUGUUAAAAUCUGCUAAAAAAGAAAGUAUUUCUUCCAGCGCGACUGAUAAAUCCGUGAUCUGUGAUACUGUAAUCACUCUUUGCUCAAUCUUCAUGAAUAUCGUUGUUACGUGCCCAAGAGAAGUUCAAUCGAAUGAUCUGUAUUUCAAGCUCCUCAAGAUCAUUUUCAGCAUUUCGAACGAAAUUCCUUUAGAGCGAGGUUUUCUAAGAUUUUGUGGAAAUGUCUGUGUUUUGGGAUUAAUGAUUUUGCGACACCAUUACGCGCAUGUCCGAAGCGCGAAUUUCGCAAUUUACAAAUUCAUUCAAAAUACCGUGAGGUUUCUGUGGGAUGCCCACAACAUAGAAGAGAGCUUAGAUUACGCAACACUUGUCGUCUCGCAGAAAUACCGUAUGUUAUGGGACGAACUAAUGGAGCUUUGGCAUCUAGGUAUGCACAAUCUCAUGAUGCUGUUGGCGCCGAUACCUUGGCUGUGCGAUUUCUUGCUCGAAUGUGACUGGCCGCAAACAAUCAUACAAACUCUAGCGCAAGUUAGAAUUGAAGGCGUUGACCCUGGCUUUAAGACUGUGAUUGAAGAUAUGUUGUGUAUGAUGGUGCGCUCUUCUGAACCUGCCAAACGCACCUUGAAGCAAGUCGAUGCGGUUAGGGUCGCUAAAUCACACGCUAUGGAAAAUCUCGCUGUGCUUCUACAAACUUAGUUAAUUUUUAGUAGCACUAUGUAACAAAAUUACGAUACUUGUAAUCUAAUGCUUGCGAAGUUUCACUGCUGUGAACAUUUUUUUUCCUUGCUUUAAGGCGCCCUUGUCCUUAGAGUGGUACCUCGUUUCUUGACUACAAUCCGUUCCGGAACUGUGGAUGUUACCUAGUAUAGAGUAUUCAACGAUUUUGUACCGAGAAAAAAUGUUUAACUAAAAUAACUUUUUCAUCUAACUCCCGAGCUGUACAUUGAUAGCGUUCUCACAAAUAUAUGCUUUGCUCAUA